Molecule: messenger RNA, 1179 nt
Organism: Serpula lacrymans var. lacrymans S7.9
Lineage: Eukaryota; Fungi; Basidiomycota; Agaricomycetes; Boletales; Serpulaceae
Exons: 3
Coding region: 64-1014 (316 amino acids)
Source: RefSeq, a predicted model, not a curated record
GGCGAAAAGCCUCGAGUUCAGAAACACGAGUUUUGGACGCCUUAUCCACAACCUAUAUCGCCCAUGUCUACUCCUACAGAGCCCGUCGAUGCCGCCUUUCCCUUUAACCACCCUAAAGCCGAUGUCAUCAUACGCUCAUCGGACCAAGUAGAUCUUCGCAUGUUCAGACUCUUACUAUCUCUCGCAUCUCCCGUCUUUGAAACCACAUUCGCAUUACCACAGCCACAGCCUCCAUCACCAAUACACAGCGCAAGCGAUAGUAACAGCGACUUCAAAGACGGUCUACUCGUCGUUCACCUAUCAGAAGACAGCAAGACGUUGCGCGUGUUCUUAGGCCAUUGUUUGCCUGUCACCAUCGCAAACAAACCUGAAUUGAAGACUUUGGAAGACGUAGCUGCCAUGCUAGAGUUGUCGACGAAAUAUGAAGCUCAGGAGCUGGAAAAGAAAGCGAGAAAAGCUCUCGCGGGUCCUCAGUUUAUGGAGGCGCCCCUUCGCGUGUUUGCUGUUGCAUGUAGAUUUGGGUUAAAACCAGAGGCCAUGGCGGCAGUCCAAUACGCAUUGUGUGAACCGCUUACGGACAUUCCGGAUGUCAAGGAGAUGGAGUUUAUCAGUGCAAGGGAUUUUGGGCGACUUCAAAAUUAUCAUACGAGGUAUGGGGCAGCAGCUCAAGCUCUGUUAGAAAGUACCGGGUGGCUCGACAGGGCAAGGAGGCUGGUAGUUCGGGACUACCAUGAAGUGCAUACAGGUAGUGUCUGCAAAGGCUACAAGGACGAUGCAGGCAUUCCUAGAUGGUGGAAUGCUUAUGUUGAAGACGCCAUUCCUCGAGUGCAAGUCACGCCUUGUAAAGUGAUUUUAUCGGAGAAGCUGAAACGGACGGUGAAUGAGAUCUACGCACCGUGUAGGUCAUGCGAGUACAUGGCUCUAGAGGCGAUACAACAGCUUAGCUGUGGGCUACAAACUGCUGUAGGAGUUUUUGCAAAAACGCUGCAAAUCAAACUAGAUCUUGGAUUUUGACCGCCGAGUGUAUAGCUCCAAUAUUAUUAUACUCGGGCUACUUAGCUAGAGAACCACUCCUUUAAAUUGUAACAAUAUUCCUACUUGCGCGUAGUGUUGUAUAGAUAGGAGCUUGUCCAAUGUCGGUUUAUGUCGGUUUAAAUCGUGCAUUUGUCUAAAGGAUAC